GGGCCUGGCAUGCGGCCUGAUCCUGUGGACGGUGUCUCUGUUGGUUCCCUUCCUAUCGCUGGAGUGGUCGGCACGCACGGUGUCCGCCUACAUAAUGACCAAGAGCAGUUCCAAGGUAGCCGCCUCCGUGAUUCCCAUACACGGACUGUAUUUCUUCUUCCGCAUCGUAGAGUUCUACGAGUCUUAUGACGUGCCGUUCGGCUGGCCUGCCAUCUACCGGAAGGCACUGGGUCGGGACAACGUGACGCCGUUCACCAUCCUGCUGUGCAUGGGCGCCAGCUCAUUCGUGUUCAGCAUCGCCAUCUGGUAUCUAGAAGCCGUGCUACCGUGGACCAACGUGGUGCCGCUGCCGCUCCACUUCCCAUUCAUGGCGAGCUACUGGAACGUGGUCGAGGAGGAGUUCAAGGUGGCUGGGAGCCAAGAGAGCAGCCACUCGAAGGACGAAGGCCAAGAGAACUUUGAGGAAGAACCACGCCAUCUGCUGCUCGUGCUCGAGACCAUCGAUCUGUGCAAGGUGUACCGCAAGAAGUUUGCAGUGGAUCAUCUCAACAUGCGACUUUACUACGGCCAGAUUUUCGUGCUGCUGGGUCACAAUGGCGCCGGCAAAACAACGAUCUGCAGCAUGCUCUCCGGUUUUUUGCGACCGUCGUACGGCACUGCCAUCAUCGAAGGAUUCGACCUGAUGACGAAUCAUGACGACUCUCUGGAGAACGUCCGCGUUUGUCCUCAGAAGAACAUGCUGUACGAAGACCUGACCGUCUACGAGCACCUUUAUUUUUUCGCCAUUGUUCAGCGUGUCGCCCCGGAAGCCAUCGCAGAGCAGGUGGAGCUCCUACUGAAGUCGCUCCACCUGAGUUCGCACAUGCAUAGUUUCCCACGAACACUGCCUGCAGGAUUCAAGAGGAAGCUCAGCCUAGCCAUUGCAAUCAUCGCCGAUCCAAAGGUGCUCAUUCUGGAUGAGCCGACGGCUGGCCUCGACCCCCAGAGCCGCAACGAGAUGUGGGACCUGCUGCAGAAGAUGCGCCGCUCGUGUACUAUUCUCCUGACCACGCACGACAUGGAAGAGGCGGACGUCGUUGGGGACCGAAUCGCCAUCCUCUCGGAGGGGACGAUACGCUGCUGCGGAUCGUCGCAGUUUCUCAAAGAUCGAUUUGGUACGGGCUACCAUCUGCAGAUCGGCAAGCGGGUCAGAAAAUGCGACGUACAGGGCAUCGUGAUGGUGGUGAAAACGUACGUGCCCAAUGUCCAGUUGGUGUCGGAAAGCUCUGAUAUGCUGCACCUGUCUCUUGGGGUGACCUCGUCAGAGGGACUCGUGGGCAUGUUCAAGGUGCUCGAACGCUUUCGUUUCAAGCUCGGAAUAGUGAAGAUAAGCGUCUCCGUCACAACCAUGGAAGACGUGUACCUCAGGAUCGCCGAUGAACUGAUGGAGGAGCAGGCGGAUAGCAUGACAAACGCGGCGAAGCAUCAUUCGGAGGAGCCCGUGGACCUGAACGCCCUGCGCGCCAACUGCGAUGGCUGCGUGUGGCGCACUUCGACGCUGCAGACAGUGAUUGCACUGAUCCGUAAACGCUGCCACUAUGCCCGUCACCAGUGGAUGCUACCGGUGCUGGGAAUAUUCGCGCCAGGAAUAAUGCUCGCGUUGCAGGGAUACCGGGAGGGCAGCAAGUAA
Messenger RNA from Dermacentor silvarum, 1669 nucleotides. Its product is annotated as phospholipid-transporting ATPase ABCA3-like. Gene Ontology annotation, cellular component: membrane; intracellular membrane-bounded organelle. The record is from RefSeq and is a predicted model, not a curated record. Lineage: Eukaryota; Metazoa; Arthropoda; Arachnida; Ixodida; Ixodidae. Bases 95 to 1669 code for a protein of 524 amino acids. The transcript is spliced from 9 exons. Gene Ontology annotation, biological process: transmembrane transport; lipid transport. Gene Ontology annotation, molecular function: lipid carrier activity; ABC-type transporter activity; ATP hydrolysis activity.